UUUUCAAAGCGACGCAGCAUCCAUGGACAAUUACACUUCUAUUAUUUUAUCUGAAAAGAUGUUAUAACAAAACAUCUAGACUUAACAGAAAGUAUGUGUUUAUUACCUACGGCGCUAUUUCGAAUACAUUAUCGGACCGCUUCUUAUAGGAAACUGCACUGGUGAAGAUACGCUUUGUUUGUGUGCGUUUCUAGCGAACUCCAAGAGAAGAUGACAACCUUAACAAGACAAGAUCUCAAUUUUGGAAAAGUUGUUGCUGAUAUCUUGUGCGAGUUCCUGGAGGUCGCCAUUCACCUUAUCCUUUACGUCAGGGAAGUGUAUCCAUCUGGGAUCUUUCAGAAGAGACGGAAAUAUAAUGUUCCUGUCCAGAUGUCCUGCCAUCCAGACCUGAAUCAGUAUAUUCAAGAUACUUUAUACUGUAUAAAGCCUCUUAUUGAGAAGAAUGAAGCUGAGAAGGUGGUUGUGGUUAUAAUGGAUAAAGGGCACCAUCCAGUGGAGAGAUUUGUGUUUGAGAUUUCCCAGCCAACGUUGCUUUCAAUUAGUUCUGAGACACUACUGUCACACGUGGAGCAGUUGCUGAGAGCUUUUAUCCUGAAGAUCAGUGUGUGUGAUGCAGUUUUAAAUACUAACCCACCAGAUUGCUCUUUUUCUGUGCUUGUUCACACGAGAGAAUCUGCCACACGUAACAUGGAAAAGGUUCAGGUUAUAAAGGAUUUCCCAUGGAUUGUUGCUGACGAGCAGGAAAUCCACAUGCAGGAACCAAGACUGAUUCCCCUGAAGACAAUGACCUCUGAUAUUGUGAAGAUGCAGUUGUAUGUGGAAGAAAAGGCCCAGAAGAUUUAAACUGAACCUUAUUUCACACACACACAAAAAAACUACAACAACAAAAAAACUAAAAAAAAUGGCUGUUGGAGGUGAUAACUGAGAAGUAUGCUGACUUUUUUCUGUAAACUAUUCAAAUAACUACAGCCCUCCUUUGUAAAUACUGUGUGAACCAACAAGAUUGUGAAUGCUUGUUCUUAUUGUUUCAAACUAUAUACUGUAAAUACAAAAUGCAUCAGCAGGAUUUGAA
Messenger RNA from Boleophthalmus pectinirostris (great blue-spotted mudskipper), 1072 nucleotides. RefSeq names its product mitotic arrest deficient 2 like 2 (gene mad2l2). NCBI's taxonomy places the organism in Eukaryota, Metazoa, Chordata, Actinopteri, Gobiiformes, Gobiidae. The transcript has 8 exons. The record is from RefSeq and is a predicted model, not a curated record. Gene Ontology annotation, cellular component: zeta DNA polymerase complex. Bases 211 to 843 code for a protein of 210 amino acids.